This is a messenger RNA of Paramecium sonneborni, 3536 nucleotides long. Lineage: Eukaryota; Ciliophora; Oligohymenophorea; Peniculida; Parameciidae. The record is from the annotation of a GenBank genome assembly.
AUGUCAAAUGAUUUUGAGAUUAAACGAUCUGGACUCUCUAUCUCAACUUCAUCCUUUGAUGCCUUUUGUGAAGAAUUAUCAAAGAAUGAUAAUAAAUUAGAAAGUCAUCCAUUAAGAGGAUGGAUGAAAAAAAAGAGUCCCGCUCUCUUAAAAGGAUGGUAAAAGAGAUAUUUUAUGUUAAUUGAAAAUCCUUAAGAUAAAAGUUGGAAAUUAGUUUAUUUUGAUAAUGAUGUAUAAAAAACUAAAAUUGUGAAUGUAGAAAUCUAAUACAAAACCCAAUGGUGCAUUUGAUCUUUAAGCUAUCACUUCUAUUUAAUAAGUAUCUAAAAAAGAAUUCACCAUUAAUUUCCCAGGAAGAAAAUUAGAACUUAAAGUUAAACCUCAAGACACUUACCAAAAGUGGGUUAAUACUCUGAAUGAACUUCGAUUAAAAAAUAAUCUAGAAAGAACUAAACGAUAAGUUAGCAUUGAUUAAGUUCUUAAUAUAUCAAAUGAUAGUCCUAUAAAGAGUAUCUAUUUAUUUUAUUUUGUAGUAACUUCAAAUCAUAAAAUUGUUGAUAAUAUUACUGUUUAGUAAGCCUAAGCAUAAAAGGAGAAAUAAUCUAAUUCUAUAUCUAUUGAACCGCAAAAAGAUAAUAAGAAGAAGUAAGAUAAAGAAAAACUAAAUCAAUUAUCGAAUGAAAAAAUGAUUGAGUUAUGUGGAUUGAAAGAAUUCAUAAAGAAUAUGAAUGAAUAGUUUAUUUAUCAAAGAAUGAUUUAUGGAUAUUUAGGUAAGAGAAGCAAAGGUAAAGUUAAAUAUUUUCAAAAAAGAUGGUUCAUUUUAGUAUCUGCUAAACCUUUGGUAUUAUUUAGUUUUUAUUAUAUUAAAGUAUUAAGAAUACAAUGAUGAAAAGAUCUUAACAGAAGCAUAAUUACCUACAUGGUUGGAAUUAGAUACAAUUACUUAUUUUAAAGAAAAAGAAGAAGGCAAACCUCCAGAAGCAAAGGGAGAUGUUCGUAUGAUUGAUUGUUAAGAGAUAAUCAUAAAAGAUAUGUCUAAAUCAAAAGAAAGUGGGUUUACUUUUAAAUUAAAUAUGGGGGAUAGAUUAUAUCAUUUAAUGGCAGAUAGUGAAUAAGAACGUAUGAAAUGGAUAUCAGCUUUGAAUCUAUCAAUAAAAACAACAAAGGAAAUUCAGAAUCUAUUAAAAAUAAAAAUAAAAAAGAAUAUAGAUCCUAUAAUUAAAUUAUAUGAUGAAGAACAUCAAUUGAUGAUAAGAAGAGAAAAGAUAAGACAAAAAUUAGAGUAGGAUAUUUCUUAAAUAUUGGUUCAGAAUGAUUAAAAUCUGACUAUAUUAGUAAAACAAUUAAGUGAGUUACGAUAAGACAUGUUAGAAUCAAUGUAAGCAUGUAUAGUGAAAGAUCCAUAAAGAAAAGAUAUAAUAAAAGAAUAUACUGAUAUUUAUCACGAAAAGAUUUGUGAUAGAAUCACAGUGUUUUGGGAUGAACACUAUAAAUAAAUGCAAGUAUUUUAUACUAAAAUGAAUUUAGUUACCUGAAUUAUUAAUUUUAGCUUCGUGGCUAAACGAUUACUUAAAUUAGAUGAAAGAUUUCUUUAAUGAUGAUAGGAUCAUUUUUGGAAUAAGAGUGCUCUUUAAUAUUUAUGUUAAUAGAUAACUUGAAAAUUUAGAGUCAAUAUUAAAUUCAAUCAUAGAACAAGAAAAAACAUAAGAACCUACUUGUAAUGAUCAAUAACUAUUGAUUACUUAAACUCCUGUAGAUUUAUUUAAAAUUAUAAAUGAAGGAUUUGAUAUGGCAUAUAAAUUAUGUCCUUGUAAAGAGAUUAGCUUGAAACUUGCUGGAUUUGGUAAAACUAUAUUGUAAUAAUAUUAAUAUGGAAUUCAAGAGAUGAUUGAUGAAAUACAAUUAUAAAUACCAAAAUUAAUUGCCAUUUGUAAUAAUACAUUAGCCUUGCAUGACAAUACUAAGAAUUAUAGUAAAAUACUUCAAUAAGGUGGUAAUUUGAAUGAAGAAGAGAUUGAUAAAAUAUUUGAUUCUUAGAAGAUCACCAAAAAUUUUGUUUAAAUAGCCAAUACUUGUAGAGAUAAAAUAUUUUACUUUUAUUUCAGUCGUAUUGGAAUGCAUUUCAAAAAAUCCUUUCUCGAAUUAUAAAUAAUUGAUAUUCUCAAAAUUAUAAUUGAACCAGCAACUGAAACUCUAUAUUAAUUACAUGAUAGUUUUAGUAGAAAAUUAUGGAAAUAACUCCUGGAUUAAAUAGUUCUAUAUUAUUUUAAUUAAUUUAUUAUUUCUUGUGGAAAAGCUAAGAAAGAGAAUUAAAAAGAAUUUAAUACUAAAUUAGAAAAUGAUAAAAUUAUUUUAAUAUAGGAAUUAGAAACUUUCAUUUUCGAAAAAUAGUUGCUUGCCUCAUUAAAACCAUUUGAUGAUAUGAUUAAUUUUAUGAAUGAAGAAUCUCUUAGUAUUUUGGAUCCAUGUAAAAAUUUGAGGAUGUAUUUUGGAAGAGCAUUUACUGAAAAAACAAUAAAAUCUAUAAUGUGUAUUCGAUUUGAUUUAGAUAAAGAAAAAAAGAAAGACACAAUAGAAUUCUGUAAAAAUUUAAUUGAUGAUAUAAACAAAAAUGAACCAGUAGAAAAUUAGAAUAGAAUAAUGGAAGUAUUAGGUUAAGAAGAAGAUGAAAUAUCUCAAUAAAGUUUAAAUCAAUAAUUUCAAUAGAAUUAAUAAUAAGAAAAUAGAAGAGCAGAUAUAUUUUUAGAUUUUCGUAAUGAUGAUUAAUUAUUGGUAAUUUUUAUAUAUUUAAAUUAGAUACCUGAAUAAUAAGAGAAACGAAGCUCUGUAGAAAAAAAAGAAUUUAUAGAUGAAGGUUAUUUAAAUAAGAAAAAACCAAAAUAGAAAGGUUGGGAUUACAGAUAUGUGAGAAUAAGAAAAGGUUAAAUGUAUUGGUAUAUUAAUGCAAAUUCAAGAGAAGCAUAAAAUAAAAUAAAUCUAUAAAAUAUAGAUGAAGUAAUAGCAAAUACAAAAAAACCAGCUAAUUUUAAGAUUUAGUUAGAAGAUCAAAAAAUAUAUAAAUUUAAGACAUAAAGUAAAGAGGAAUGUGAAUUAUGGAUAAAAUCAAUUUUAAAAGAGUAGAAUUAAUUAGAUUAAUCUUUACUAAUAAUAGAAGCAAUAGUAUAUAAAUUUAAUAAUUAGAAAAUUGGAAAUGGGAAGAAGGCAAUAAUAUAAGAUUAUGAUGAAAUAGCUAGGAAAGAACGUCAAUUAUAAAAGCAAGAGGAAAGAAAAAGAAAGAGACUAGAGAGAGAAAAUGAGUAUUUAAAUUGCUUAUAUUAUUUAGAAUAAAAAGGAAACAGCAAGAAAAAAAGUUGUUAUAACAAUAACAACUAAAAGAGCUAGGAGAUAAACCUAAACUUCAUUAGGUUGAAGCAUUUGAAUAAUAAAUAGAAUAAUCAGUAAUGAAAUAGUAAUAUAAUUAGGAUAAGAAUUAAAAGUAAUCGACUUCUUGUUGGACUCAAUUUUUAAUAGCAUUAGGAAUUGAGAGACCAAAAUGA